AUGCGAGCCGUCCUCUGCACAACCUGUGAACGACCUCGACUCGCCACAGCUGCCUCCAACGUUCAAGAGAGCCUCAUUUCAGUUUCUACAUCACCCAACACAGGUCUGACUCAAGUUUAUCUCAAGAUAAAUUCAUUUUAAGCAGCACCUUUAGCAACAAAGAUAAAGAGUACAAGGGUAAAAAGUGAUAAUUUAGCAAAUCAAACAAAUAAAACCAGGAAAAAUAUAGUUUUUUAAAAAAUAUGCAAAAUUUUGAUUUUCCUGCAUUAUAUUUGACAGCAAUAAGCCUCAUAUGUCUGCUUUUGGAAGUAAAGAAGUGACGUGUCUUUCUAGUAUGUGAAUAUCUGUGUUUGAUCCCUCAGAGUGGCAGUGUAAGAGCUGCACGGUGGUAAAUCAAGGCAGCAGCAUCCUCUGUGAGGUGUGUGAGCGCCCUCGUCUGGCCACCUGUCCGCCUGCUGCAUCACUCCUGUCCAGUCUGGGAUCUCUGUCUGAGUCUGGAGCAAAGGUCUGUCUCACUGCUGCAGAUAAAUCUCUCAAUUUGAAAUUAUUUCAGGCUAUAAAGACAGUAUUUAGCCAGUUUCUUUCAAAUUAAAACCUGAAUCAGAUUUUUAUGUUUUCUUAAAGUAGCAACAACUUCACUGCUUGGUUUUUCACAGCUUUUUUACAGAGGGAAAAAUCUUUAAAACUCUGAAAUAAGCUCUCAGGAAACUGCAGAGGUAUAAAUCAGAGGACUGAGCUUCAUAAGCGUCAGAUGUUUCCUCGAAGAGUUGGUGCAGACUGAAAACAGAGCUAUAAGAGUGAUUUUUUUCCUAUGAAUCUUCACAGCCUGACUCAAGAAUUUUCCAUGAACUUCUGUCUUCUUUCUUUCCUAAAAUGUGUAAUUUUGCAUUUUUUUUCCCUUUUGGUAGUGGAUGUGUCAGUUCUGAACCUUCGAGAACACAAAUCCCGCUCUGGUCUGUGAGAUGUGUAACCAGCCGUGCAGAGACAGUGCUGGAGUUUCUCUGCCCCAGUCUCUGCAGCAGACCCCGACACCCAGCAUUAAAGAUCAGCCUCAGCGGGGGAUCAAACCCCAACCGAAACCCAGAAUCAACCUGGAGAUGAGGACACAGAAGAUGAUGAGGGAUGAAGGCCUGAAUCUCAUCGGCCAGAUCAGAGUAGAUCAUGUCUGAAAAAGUCUGAGGUCUAAUUCCAGAAACUGUUGGACCAACACAUCACAAAAAUAUUAAAACUAUAAGUACACGACCAAAAAGCGUCAAAUCUAGAUGUCAGGUUUGAUAAGUUUAGUUCACCUCGACCUGGAAGAGAACUUGUUAAAAACUCAUCCUGUAUCUCCUCACAGGAAGCAGAAAAACGCGGCGUCAGUCCCGAGGAGGUGUAUGCCGCCAUCUGCAUGUGCGGCGGCAGCAACCCUUGUGAUUGGCUGACCUCGGAGCUGCCUCACCUGCUGGAUGAAAUCUGCGCUAUGGUGGCCUCUGUCCAGCUGAACUACAAAGCAGGGGGCUCUGGGAUACAACCUGAGGUGGAGAAAGACGGAGGGGAAGCUGAGCAGGGCACACUGAACCUCACAGGCGGAGGGGAGAAGCUGUCGAGAGCCGAGGCCAAGCUGGCGUGGUUAGCUGCUGGAGGAGACACGGAGAGAGCCGUGAGGCAGCUGCUGAGGGACAGACAGCUGAAGGUAAGAACAAGGAAGAGAGAAGAGCUAAACCCGACCGAGAAACACAUUUUCCUGCCAAACAAAGUUCAUUCUCAUCAGACACACAGAAAUUCAUGGUCUAUUUGCUCCCCUGAGUGACCUUUUAAGUGAUACCAAUAAACUCCUGCAGCGUCCUACAGAUGAAGUAAGACGCUAAGAGAUCAGGGAGUCACGCUUAUACCUCCUGUUUUUUUGACCUUGAAAGAUAACUCAGAACAAAGAGGGUCUGUGAGGGAAACGUAGGAGUGCCAUUUGACCCUUUUGACCCGGUUUAUUAGUUUGAUUUAGAAACUACAGCGAGAGAACAAAGAAACUGAACGGUGGGUAAAAGAUAAGUCUCCUAGAAGAUCUGGUACUCAGUUGCUGCAGGUUUCCUCUUUGAGGAUUCAUUGCGUUUACACCACAUCUGACACCAGGGUCCAUCCAGGUGGAUUGAUGUCUGCAGUAGGUUAGGAGGAAAGUCAGGAUAACUGACUUUGAUCCAUGCAGCAACAUCUUGAAGAGAGAGAGAGGGAAAGCCGGGACAGGAGGGUUUCUGCUGGAGUCUGACGUGUGAUCCUUCUUCAGAGGUCAGGGUUGUCAGGAGGAAUUUGACUCCAAACAAAACUCCUUUUAUGAGUUCCAGUCAUUGUACAGUUUUGUAGAUAGACCGAUAACUCUGUAUGUGUGCGUAUGUGUGUGUGUGUGUGUGUGUGUGUGUGUACAGAUGAAGGAGCUGCACUCUCUGGGCUUCAGAGACGUGCUGCAGUGCGAGGAGGCCCUGUGUCAGAGCGGAGGAGAGGUGAGGGGAGCUCUGUCUCUGCUGCAGCGCCCCCUCCUGGAGCAAUUCCACCAGCGCAUCUGGGCUGACCAGCAGGAGCCACCGAUCGAUCCCAAACAACCGGACAAACAGGUUAGAUCUCAACUGAGAUCACAUCGAGGCUGUUUGUGUUUGCUCAGUUGUGGUGUUUUGAUAACAGGUGUGUAACUCUUUAUGUGCUUUGUCACAGAGGAUGUGCAGACGGCUGCUGGCACUGUACGACCUGCCCAGCUGGGGGCGCUGUGAGCUUGUCCUUGCACUGCUUCAGGAGCCAGACGUCUCAUAUUCCCUGGAGGUUGUGGUGCAAGCUGUGAAAGAGUCUCUGGACAAAGAUUUCAUCAGACGUCUCCUCAACAACGAGUGUCCCUGCUGCCUGUGCAUAUUCCCCCGCAGCAAGGUGGGUCAGAGAGGGGGGCCUUUAAAGCCUUGUGUGGCUAACACCGAAGUAUUUGACAUCAUUACAACACAGUACCUUCAGAUUAAUCCGCAUUUCUUCUUAAUUUCUUCUUCUUCUUCUUGUUUUUAGAUGCAGUCUCUGACUUCCUGUCAGUGCUCCGUGUGUCACGACUGCUUCAGGCAGCACUUCACCAUCGCAGUGAGAGACAAACACAUCAGGGACAUGGUGUGUCCCGUCUGCAGCGGGCCGGACAUCAACGACCCGGAACUGAUGGACAGCUACUUCUCCACUAUGGACAUACAGGUAUGAAUAAAGACUUUGUGUACUGAGAGUAAAUAUUGAUUAUGAGUUGGAAUAAGUAAUAUGUCAAAUAUCUUUUUUCUGCAGCUGCGGAUCUGCCUGGAGUCUGACGUGUAUGACCUGUUUCACAAGAAGCUGACAGAGCAGGCUCUAAUGAAGGACCCAAAGUUCCUCUGGUGUUAUCAUGUGAGUGCUUCUCAGCGUCAUAAAACUGUCUACCAGAUCGUUCCUUCUCCCUUUAUCAGCUCUCAUAAAUCUGAAUUCUUCAGCUGAAGCGUAAAAGUGUAAUGCAGUUCUUGCAAAAGUGACACGACAUGCCACAUACGCAAACCCUCAGGGAAAAAAAACAGGUGAUUUUAAUAUUUUUCAAAUAAAUCUAAACAUUUAUUAGCAUAAUUAUUCACAAAGUCUGUUUAAAUGAGGCCCUUUUUCUGUUUUGACAUUCCAUUAACUGUUCUUUUGUACUUUUAAGUUAAUAUAUAAUCUUUGAAAGGAGAUUAAUGUGAUCAUAAUCCUGUUAAUUAGUCUCUCCUGGCAACACCCUUAUUAACAACAAUGAUGACGACGAUAUUUGCGGACAGGGCAGGGCGGCUUUGUUUGUACAUACCACACUCUCAGGUAAUUAGGGGUGCUUUACAGAGUAAUUAAAGAAGAUUAAAAGAAGAACACACACAAAAGAAGAGCAGAAAAGUAGAUUUAUACUUAUUUAAAUAACUCAUAAUGGCAAAACUAAUACCUUUAUUUGUAUGGCAAAUUAAGAAACAGAUUAUUUAUAGUUUAGCAGUUGGAAAAAGGUUAAAAUGAUAAUAAAAAAGGCAAAAGCUACGAAAAAGCCAGAUAAUAGACCGAACCCUAACUAAUUCCUUUACAUUUGACAGCCUGCAUUUGUUAAACAUUAGAGUUUAAAAAUCUCAGAUACGACGGGGUAAGAAAAAUGUUUGAACCAUCACAUUGAUAACUUGAUAGUUAAGUUCUUUGAAAGUAUUCAUAUUUAUGUUGGCAUCUGUGUUUAAAUUACGUCUGCUAGUCAACAAUACGAGGGUGGUCUUAUUCUGAAUCCUAAACAAGGAGACACACGAAGCGGGGCGGAGUUGCACGAAAAAUUUUGAGGGUUUUCCGGGUCAGUUUGAGUGUUUUUUACGUGCUUCUAACUCAGUAAGUCCACACUCCACAAACUCAAAACUUCAUACGAAAUGCCGGACAUAUGAAGGAUUUUAUAAACUCCUCUUGGACAGGCCGGACAGACCCCAAAAAGAGGACAUGUCCGAGUAAAAGAGGACGUAUGGUCAUCCUAUUUUAUCACUUGUGUAGUUGUGAUGUUAUUUCCUUAUUGAGUUUAAAUGUUAGAGCUUCACUCACAGUAACCUCAAUGUUUUAAGGUGUUCAGUGUACUCAGCACAGAAAUACUCAUCCACACAGUACCAGCAUAACGCUGUACGACUGCAGUGAACUUGUACAAAAUCAGGACUUAGUCAUAUUUCAUAUUUUCUUUAUUUGCUUCAUCAGCAGAGUAGUCCUCAUUGUUUUCACUUCUCCACAUCAACUGAAUCCAAUGCAGGUUACAGUUCCCUGUGGAGUCAGGAGGAAUGAGAGCAUUAUUCAUUUUGUCUUACAGUAAUUUUUUUUUAAUCAUAUUUAAUGUAGAGAUUUGUUAAAAGAACUCUUCUGAACAAACACAGUGUGUGGGUUGGAAAUCCAAAAUGACGAAAUUAAGCAACCCUGAAUGCCCAGGAGUUGAUUUUUGUUGCCAUGACAUUAAAAAAACAGAAUUGACAUAAUUUUCUUUUCACUAGAAUCAUAUUUAAGUUCAAAGUCUGUUUUGUAAAACCCUACAUGGACAUAUAAACAGAAUGAGAGCUGCCUGUAAUGACAAAGUAUGUUUUAGGGGAUUGACCUAAACUGCAGCCAGCCAGUAGAGGAAGUGCUAGAUGUUUUUGCUUCCCUUUGCUGGAGCUUGUCUGCUUUUACACAGUCUGCUGUUGUAACACAAAUGACAAAGCAUGUUGAUGAACUGCUUCAGACAUGAUUGACUGCCCAGGUAGGGUAUGACAGAGUAACUAAUGUGGCUAAAAGAGAGGCUGAAAGACUGAUUCUUACCUCCCGUACUUGCUGUUUCAUCCACUUUGACUCAGAGUCAAUACAGAACCAUCUGCCACCCUCAUCCUUAACUCUGAAAGCAGACAGAAAGAAUAAAACUUUACAACAUCUUUGUUCAUUGAUCCUCGAUAGGCUCACUCCUGAAGAUCAGUUUUCUUCUGUUGAUGAUUUCAAACAGUCAAGCAUUUUUAAUCACAUAUGAGCUGUGUCACAUAGAUCACCUGUUAUCAGAUUGGAGUCAGAAGCAAUCAGGGAUUCAGUUGAAGAGUGUACUCGCUUAACUUAGUGUUUAGUCAGCAAAACAUUUACUUCUGUGAGGGAUAAAACCCCCAAAAAUCUUCUAUCAGGUUUCAAUGAAGGACAGACUUGUUGGACAUGUGAAACCUGGUUAUAGACUCCUUAAGGGUCAUAAUUCAGCUUUGAUCAGGGCAGUUUGCUCAAGAAAAACACCUUCAUGGUCAGAUUCAAUGUAUUUUGUACAUUUUACUUAAGAAGUUAUUGUCCUCUCACAUUGAACAUGAUUUUAAAAUUGGCUUUAAGCAAUGUCUUUAAUUCCUGUCAUUAAAUAUGAGUCGUUAGCUUGUGUUUUAGCAGAUCAAAUGACUUUGACUUGACUUUGAUUAACAUGGGUAAAGCAUGCUGUACUUACAUAAAGUGAGUAUACUCGCACUCAAACCGUCUCUGUUUGAUGCACUCUGUAAUCCUGAGAGGUAUAUCAGGGUCAGGUUCGAUACAGCAUUGAUCUGUAUAGUGACAAACACACAGAGGCAGUGAUGUUACAACAUCUUUAGGAACGCAGCAGCUGCUGCUAAAGGAGAUCAAAACAUGAUUGACUUUUCCAAACCUUGAGAGUAAAACUCAGAUAUGAUUCAGUGACAUCAGUAAGCUUCUAAAUAUCUCCAAAUGUUUGCUGCUGAAGGAUCAACAUUCUGCCAUAAUUUUAAAGAACUGCUUCCUACAAGGUGUUCAUGUCAGGUGGAAUGGUCACUGAGGUUCUGGACUUUAUUUUAUUCAUUUUAAGUGUUGUCCUCAUGUGAAUAAGACAGAUCAGCCUGAACCUCUAGUAGUGAUAAUAAUAAUAAUAAUAAUAAUAAUAAUAAUAAUAAUACACUUUUGUUUUCCAAAAUAGGGUUACAAAGUGCUCCAAAAAUUAAACAAAGUGAAGAAAAUGAAAAACUGUGAGGAAACUAAGACUAAAGAUCUAAAACUUUAAAAAUAACUGGUGAUUCAACAGCAAGACAGAUAUUAGAAAUGAAUGAUUAGAUAGUCAAAAAAGGUGAAAUGACAGAAACGGGAAGGAAAUUAAAAAAGUUAGACUGCCAAAAUAUUUGAGGAAUAAGAGGAAAGAGGAAUAAAAUGAGUUAAAUGUGACAAAAAACAACCAAAAGAUAAAAGAAAAACAAUGACAAAAGAAUGAAAAAACAAAAGUUAUAAAGAGGUGUGAUGAUUUCCCAAACCAGUAAAAACAACAAAAAGUGACGAAAUUUCAGUUCCUGUUUUUCAUUCUUUAAAAAACGGUAAAAUAACUCUUCUUUAUUCAUCUUUAUUAAAUUUUAGCAUUUGAUAGCACAAGAUAUAGUCAUUUCAAAACCUCCGAGGUGGUGUUAAUUAAAAUGGUGACACUGUCCCAAUGUUUAGGGAUAAAAAUCUUAUGACAAAAGUUUGUCACAACUCGAUGAACAACUCGAUGAAAACUGCAGUAAUCAUGUAAUGCAGUUGAAUCCGUUGUAAUAUGUUAUGGGGAUAAAUUUGUACUUACCUUGUAUGACCAUAGCCUGUACAGAGGACCAGAUAAACACUGAGAACAGGAGGGCAGAGAUGGUCAGGAUCCUCAUGGACAUUUUGACCAACAGGCAGGCUGGUGGAUAAUAAACUGAUCAGACUAAAAAACUAGGACUGCAAUGAUAAGCCGACGUUAUCAGUUAAAUAGGAUGACCUUAUUCUGAAUCCCCAAAAGGAGGACACUGAUACACAGGGCGGAGUUGGGCACAAAAUUUUGAGUGUUUUUCAGGUCGGUCAAGUGUUUUUUUUUUACAUGCUUCUAAAUCAAUUAAUCUACACUACACAAACUCAAAACUUUCAUAAAAAAAACGGACAUUUGAAGGAUUUUAUAAACUUCCCACUGAUAGGCCAGAUAACCCCCCAAAAAAGGACAUGUCUGUUUAAAAGAGGACGUAUGGUCACCUUAACAAUACGAUGUUAAGAAGCGCACAGUGUUACGGUUGAAUAUGUGACGCUGUAAACUGGGGAUAUCGUAAUUCAGCAGGAAGUCGCCAGUAUGCUGGAUCACCGUUAACAUCAUAACACCAGUAGUCUAACCGUCAUCAUGAGCCUGUGCGCAUUAGAGCUUGUAAAUGAGGAGAAAAAACGUAAUGUAUACAGUAAACCAGAGACAAAAAUGGCUUGAAAUUAAUCUACAGUUCUGAUUUAAAAAACUAAUGAUGGAGUUUUCUUCCAUCAAUGAAGGAGACCAGCUGAAAGUCACCUGUCUGUCCUGUCAGAAGAGUUUCUGUGCUCAGUGUAAGAAACCCGUGAGUUUAAAGACCCAUUUUCAUCUAUUUCACCAUCUUUUAGAUGCUGUAGGAUUUACUGAAUCUCAAGAAUUCUGCCUUGAAGUUCUAUCUCCUCCCUGAGAGGGAGUUUGCAUCCUAUAAUCCUCCCUUCCUCUCCUCCUUUCCUGUCAGUGGGAGCCUCAGCACCAGGAUCUGUCCUGUGAGCAGUUCCAGCAGUGGAAGAGGGAGAACGACCCAGAGUACCAGAGGCAGGGUUUGGCUGGAUACCUCCGAGACAACGGCAUCAGUGAGGACAAAAACUUCACUCCCUCGCUACUGAAAUGAAUAAAUUAAAUUAAACAAGCUUUGUUUUACUUUCUAAUGUCACCACUCCAACAAAAACACAUUUAGUCAUCUCCCAUUUCACAGUUUUGUAAUCAGCUGAUUCACAAGGCCUCAAAAACAAUCUUGAAAACACACGUCUAUUAAGAUUAAGGCCUCAUUUAUUUUCUUGCAUCAAAUAAAUGUAUUCAAGAUGUUUUUGUCUGAAGUGAGUAGAUUUCUCAGUUUGUGUUGUGGUCUCGCAGCCUGUCCUCACUGCCGGUUCCAGUACGCUCUGACUAAAGGAGGCUGCAUGCACUUCAGCUGCUCUCAGUGCAGAUACCAGUUCUGCAGCGGCUGCAACAACCCCUACCACUAGGUGAAAGACUUACUUAUACAUAUGACACGAGGAAGGGCACAGUGUUUUUUUUCUAAAUGACCAAAUUGCAUGAUUUUAUUCUGCUGCCUCCAGGAAUAUGUGGCAUUCAAAAAAGCACACCGUUUUUCUAGAGUCGAACGGAAAAAUUAUUAGGAUGCAGAAAAAAAAUCCCCUGUUGAUGCUGAUUUUUAUAAACAACAGCUAACUUUACUUUAGCAUUAACCAACAGGUGGCUGAGUUUUACCACCAGCUGCCCCUUGCUGUUAUUUUAUGUCUUUGUUUUGUGUUUUUUGCAGACUGUUUGUAAGACGCCUCAGUGUAAAUUUAAGGGUUUGCAUGCUCAUCACCCCAGAGACUGUCUCUUCUACCUCAGAGACUGGGAGCCGGCCAGGCUGCAGGCCCUGCUGCAGGUAAAGACACUCUCAUGUGUAGCAUUAGAGCCUGCAGCAUGAUGCAAAGCUAUGUACGUGCAAGUCUGAGUGUCUGUAUGUGGAGCUCUUACUGUGUUUUAACAGAACAUGCCCUUCAUUGGACUAGGGUACCAAUAUUAGUAAUAUUACCUGAUGAGCUCUUUGUUAGAAGCUUAAAUUAAACAGGGAUUUAAACUAAAAGCAUAUUUUUAUUUAUGGGUUAUAUUUCUGUCUUCUCAGAGGAGCCGUGUGGAGUUCAACAUAGAUCCAUCAGACGGAGCUCAAACAGGUAAAACUGACUCUUAUCUAUCAGCUGAUACUCCUCAUCUACCUCUGUUUUUAUUACGUUCAGGGAGUAAAGUAACUGAUUGACCACAUUCAUAUUCAUACCUGUAUUUUGUUUUGUCAAGGCUCAAGGAUGUCCUUGAAAUCCUGGAACAGCUUGAAUACAAAACUUGAGUUAGAUCCAAUUUUAUAAACUGGUUUAUAAAAGUUUUGUGAGCCUCUUUUUUGAGAAACUUUAAACAUACUCAACCUCCUUGUCUUCAGUUCCUAAAGGCCUGUUUUUGAUGAAUUCAUCGAUAAAGAAAAAGAAGAUAUGAGCUGAAUUUCUGACUUUGUGUCCUGCUCUGUGAUUCAGACGCCUGCUGUGUGAUGGAACAGAAAGACGAAGCAGGUCAGCAGAUCGAUUCACCUUGUGGGAUCCAAACACAGCCGGGACAGGCCGGACUCUGCGAGUGAGUGUUUGUCUGUUUUUGACCGGGAACUCUUGAGCCAUUGACCUACUUUUAGAGAUCUGAUGAAAUAUGAAAACCAGGUGAUUUGUUUUGAAGUUAGCAAAGUUAGGUCCUACUUAUCUCUCACGCUGUGUCGUUCACAUUGAAGAGAUUACUGAAUUAAAACAAGCCUUAUACAUUAGAGUUUGCCUGAAAUGAUGUGAGUCUGUUGAAAAAGGACUAGACCUCGUAAACAAGAUCGCAAAUUAUAAAACACACAACACUCAAAAUAAAUAAAAAGUGUCUCAAGAUUUUUUACAGGGGAAAAGUGCUUUAACUUUGGCAUCAUAACCAAACUGCUCACUUUUAUCCAAACAGUUCCCAGGUAAGAUAAAGAACUGUCUUUUUUUAAAAGUCCUGCUGUGUGAUGGAACAGAAAGACGAAGCGGGUCAGCAGAUCAAUUCACCUUGUGGGAUCUAAACACAGCCGGGACAGGCCGGACUCUGCGAGUGAGUGUUUGUCUGUUUUUGACCGGGAACUCUAGAGCCAUUGACCUACUUUUAGAGAUCUGAUGAAAUAUGAAAACCAGGUGAUUUGUUUUGAAGUUAGCAAAGUUAGGUCCUACUUAUCUCUCACGCUGUGUCGUUCACAUUGAAGAGAUUACUGAAUUAAAACAAGCCUUAUACAUUAGAGUUUGCCUGAAAUGAUGUGAGUCUGUUGAAAAAGGACUAGACCUCGUAAACAAGAUCGCAAAUUAUAAAACACACAACACUCAAAAUAAAUAAAAAGUGUCUCAAGAUUUUUUACAGGGGAAAAGUGCUUUAACUUUGGCAUCAUAACCAAACUGCUCACUUUUAUCCAAACAGUUCCCAGGUAAGAUAAAGAACUGUCUUUUUUUAAAAGUCCUGCUGUGAGAACUUUUUUGUUUUUCAAAGUUACCAAGCUUUUAUUGAUCAGAAUCCAAACUAUCAUGUCUCUACUUAACAAAAAUAUUUUAGUCAAACAGCUGAACUUUAUUUACCUGCAAGACUUUUUUUCAGCCUGUUUGGACAGUAAAGUCUGUGUGCUGAAUGAAUCAGAGUCUACAAACCACCAAAAUAAAUCAAUAAAAUCUCUGCGGUUUAAUGAUUUUGAAGCAGAAAAGGAAGGAGAGCCCUCGCUCCUGAGGGUCCUAAACUUUUCCUCUCUGCCUGCAGAGUCAUUUUCUCUUUGAGGGGGGUCUGGAGUCGGCCAUGCCUCUGGAAAAAAAAACAAAUUUUUUCUCUGUUAGGUCAUCUGAGGAGCAUCUGAGGACAAUCUGUGUGUGGGAUUUGGGUCACAGCUCUUUUUCUGACAGCUGUUUAGGAGAAUGAAGAAGACACAUUUUAUUGAAGUAUCUUUGAUUUUUUAACACUUUUGAAUGACCUUAAAUCUAAUGUAAGACGAUCUGCAGAUUCAAAACAAAGAACAUCCAGGAAAAACAUCUGUGCAAUCCUCCUUUUAGCUUUUAGCGUCAGCAGCUGGGAAUGACUUAGUGUGGGUGGACUUUAGUGCCCCCUGUGGCCAAAGUGUAAAGUAUCUCAUGUAGGGUACUGCUGGUCUUUAAAAGCCGGCAUCUUUAUCAGGUAAGGCCUACAUCCCUUACGUCUUUAACAAAAACCCUGUUUGUUUCUGCAGGAAGCACUACAAAGAGUACCUGGUCAGCCUGAUAAACACUCACCCCUGGACCCGGCGCUGCUCUACGACCUGCCAGAGCUGACCCUAGUCUGUGAUCGAUACCAGGUGGACAAGCAGAGAGGAGAGAACGAGGACGAUAACGCUUACCAUGCAAGACUACUGAAGGUGAGAUAUGCCAGAAUCUUAAGAUAUAGGGUCAGAUCAGUCUGCAUAAACUGAAAUUUUCUCCUCAGGAAUGGACUUUUCUGUUUACAUAAACUGGUGAGAAUAUCUGAGAGUUUAACCGACGUAAAUUUCUCUUCUACAGAAACCGAUGGAGAUCCCUCUUGGAGAAAAAGUUCCUCGAAACAACCAAACAUCCCAGAAUCUGAAACAGAAGCCUGAAGAACAAUCACCAAGCAUUGCACCUCUUCAUCAGGAAUGUUUGAAGGAUGAAACCGAUUGAAUGAUAAUAAUAAUGAUAAUGAUAAUAGACGUGCCUAUUUUCCUCCUUCUGACUUUCAUUUUCUUGUUCAUGAUUUUAACUGCCAGUCGGAACAUGUCCGUUUGCUUCUGUAAGAAUGUGGAUAUUUGGGUCAUCUUUGGCGCCCCCUUGAACCUAAACCAUGGGUUGCAGCGUCAUGAUUUGUAUAACUUUGAAUGGCCAUGGGGUUUAGAUUGGCCUGAGCAAAUUUGGUGCCGAUGGGACGAA
Xyrichtys novacula (pearly razorfish) is the source of this 11952-nucleotide messenger RNA. Lineage: Eukaryota; Metazoa; Chordata; Actinopteri; Labriformes; Labridae. The record is from the annotation of a GenBank genome assembly.